Molecule: messenger RNA, 1680 nt
Organism: Mesocricetus auratus (golden hamster)
Lineage: Eukaryota; Metazoa; Chordata; Mammalia; Rodentia; Cricetidae
Gene: Eri3
Product: ERI1 exoribonuclease family member 3
Exons: 9
Coding region: 219-1232 (337 amino acids)
Biological process (GO): exonucleolytic trimming to generate mature 3'-end of 5.8S rRNA from tricistronic rRNA transcript (SSU-rRNA, 5.8S rRNA, LSU-rRNA)
Molecular function (GO): 3'-5'-RNA exonuclease activity; nucleic acid binding
Source: RefSeq, a predicted model, not a curated record
GUGGACUCGUGGUGCUGGCUGCCGCUGUUGAGGCGGCCUGGAACGGGCUGUGGGGAGCGGGCGGAGCUGGCCCUGCUUCUGCCUGGUCAGCGCCGCAGGCGGCGCGGGCCGUGCCCGCUGCCGUCAACUGCCCCAAGCGCCUGCUGAGGCCGAGGGAGACGUCGGGGCCUGCACCUGGAGAGAGCCUGCCGCGCUGGCCCGGAGGAGGGGGCGUUGCCAUGGCGACAGCCUCUCCGGCAGCUGACGGGGGGCGGGGGCGGCCCUGGGAAGGAGGGCUGGUCUCCUGGCCCCCUGCCCCUCCCCUUACACUCCCUUGGACCUGGAUGGGCCCGAACUGGGGGCAACACCCUGGGCAUUGGGGCUUUCCAGCUCUCACAGACCCUUCAGCAUCUCCAGCCACCAGUCUUGGCAUCUUCGAAGUAAGGAGAGUUUUAGAUGCCUCUGGAUGCUCAAUGCUAGCACCUUUACAGACUGGAGCAGCUCGAUUUUCUUCGUAUUUACUUUCAAGAGCAAGAAAAGUGCUGGGUUCCCACUUAUUUUCUCCCUGUGGUGUUCCGGAGUUCUGUUCCAUAUCCACCAGAAAGCUGGCGGCCCACGGCUUUGGCGCGUCAAUGGCGGCAAUGGUGCCCUUCCCUCCCCAGAGGUAUCACUACUUUUUAGUGCUGGACUUUGAGGCCACGUGCGACAAGCCACAGAUUCAUCCUCAGGAAAUCAUUGAGUUCCCCAUCCUGAAGUUAAAUGGCCGCACCAUGGAAAUCGAGUCUACCUUUCACAUGUAUGUCCAGCCUGUAGUCCACCCACAGCUUACCCCCUUCUGUACAGAGCUCACUGGGAUCAUUCAAGCCAUGGUGGAUGGCCAGCCAAGGCUGCAGCAAGUGCUGGAGAGGGUCGAUGAGUGGAUGGCGAAGGAAGGCCUCUUAGAUCCAAACGUCAAGUCAAUUUUUGUCACCUGCGGAGACUGGGACUUGAAAGUCAUGCUCCCAGGCCAGUGCCAUUAUUUAGGCUUGCCAGUGGCGGAUUACUUCAAGCAGUGGAUUAAUCUGAAAAAGGCUUACAGCUUCGCCAUGGGCUGCUGGCCCAAGAAUGGACUACUAGACAUGAACAAGGGUCUCAGCCUGCAGCACAUAGGCCGGCCCCACAGCGGCAUUGAUGACUGCAAGAACAUUGCCAACAUCAUGAAGACAUUGGCAUACCGAGGUUUCAUCUUCAAGCAGACAUCAAAGCCCUUCUGAUUGGCAGAGGACGGAUGGGGCAGGACAGGGUAGCUGCUUGGCCCAAACCAGAAUCCUCCUCUCCCUCGCUAGAGGGAGAAAGGAGAGUGGCACAGCUCUGCGCCCAGAGUGUCCCCAGAUGCCCUGUGGGCUUGUGCCCUGGGUGAGGGCUUGGCCACUUGGCCCCUCUGGAGCAGACACUUUGUGCCCCACCCCCUCCCACUCCUCAGUCUCAGUCCAGUAUUAGCCCCUGCCAUUUUGGGCCUGGGCUAGGGGGAACCCAGGUACUCACUGCCUUCUCCCUGGUAUGCAGGCUUCUGCUGGGGUCACCAAGUCUCCCCUGUGCCCCCUCCCAUCCAUAGUGCAUGGUGUGUGGUGCCCCCAGGGCUCCAGGACAGAUCAGGCCCCACCUUGUGUCACCCCCAUCCCUGCUGUGAACGUGCCACUGAAUAAAGUCGGGGAAACAAGG